AUGGCAUCCACAGGUGGCUCUACCCCUGGACCCCAGUGGGGGCCCAUGUGGCCCCCACUGCCCCAGCAUGGGCUAAAAAAAUGCACAGUGUCUCAGUUAAAGAUAUGGAGAUGUUUAGGAAAACGAAAGGCAUGUUUGAUACCUCGCUUUCUGAAGGAACGCGUGGAAUGUGAAGAGCCUGAUGGAGAGGUUAAACAGAAAUUUAAAGUUUGUCAGUCUUGUGCAGCAAAAGGGUCUGUCUACCAUGACCUUCACCAUUACAAGCAGCAGCUGAAGGAAAACUGCUCUGAACAGUUAGAAAAGGUGCAACAAAUGGCAGGUACUGAAACACCUGAAGGAAUCAUCAAAAAAUGUCUCGAUGAUGAAAGGUGGCUGGAUAGGGUGAGGCAAAUUGUUUUUCUUCUUUGAAGUCAAGUCAUCUAUCCCUCUCUUUUUUUAUAAAUAUACCUUAAUCCACUCAACCUCUGCU
This is a messenger RNA of Pocillopora damicornis (cauliflower coral), 469 nucleotides long. RefSeq lists its product as uncharacterized. The record is from RefSeq and is a predicted model, not a curated record. Lineage: Eukaryota; Metazoa; Cnidaria; Anthozoa; Scleractinia; Pocilloporidae.